UUCACGAAAAAUCGAUUCUCGGCAUUUUUACCGCAAGCUGACCUGUAGCUCUAAUGGAUAUCUACUCCUCUACUUUAUCGCCAGCUCUGGACAUCGGCACAGGCUGCUACCUGCUGAUCGUGGCCGUGCUCUCCAUCGUGGGAAACCUGCUGGUCCUCGUCAUGGCCUUCAAGAGGUCGUCCAGGAUGAAGCCGCCGGAGCUGCUGAGCGUCAACCUGGCGGUGACGGACCUGGGAGCAGCCGUCACCAUGUACCCUCUGUCCGUGGCGUCCGCCUGGAGCCACCGCUGGCUGGGGGGAGACGCCGUCUGUCUCUACUACGGCCUGGCCGGGUUCUUCUUUGGGGUCGCCAGCAUCAUGAACUUGACCGUGCUGGCCAUCGUGCGCUUCGUCGUGUCGCUCAACCUGCAGUCUCCGAAGGAGAAAAUCAGCUGGAAGAUGGUGAAGCUGCUGUGCAUGUGGACCUGGCUGUACGCCCUGGUCUGGGCCCUGUUCCCCGUCCUGGGCUGGGGCCGCUACGGGCCCGAGCCCUUCGGCCUGUCCUGCUCGCUCGCCUGGGGGCAGAUGAAGCACGAGGGCUUCUCCUUCGUCAUCUCCAUGUUCUCCUUCAACCUGCUCAUGCCCACGGUCAUCAUCGUCUGCUGCUACUUCGGCAUCGCCAUCAAGCUCUAUCUGACCUACAAAAGGUCGAUGAAUAACUGCAACAGGAUCCCCAACAUUCUGAAGCUCCAUCGGAGGCUGUUUAUAAUUGCGGUUUUGAUCAGCACGGGCUUCAUCGGCUGCUGGUCGCCGUACGGCCUGGUGAGCCUGUGGUCGGUUUUCCACGACAGCAGCUCCAUCCCGCCCGAGGUCAGCCUGCUGCCGUGCAUGUUCGCCAAGAGCUCCACGGUGUACAACCCCAUGAUCUACUACUUCUUCAGCCAGAGCUUCAAGCGGGAGGUGAACCUGCUGCCGUGGGUGUGUCUCAAUACGUUCUCCUGCCACGUCUCCAACGGCGUCACUGACAAUGGGAUUUACGCGGUCAGCGCCAACGUGGAGCCCAAGGUGCCGGCUCGCUCCACCACGCUGGACGAGAUCUCGGACUGCAGGACGGUGACGCUGGAUUCCACGAUGAACGACGGGGACGGGUAA
Messenger RNA from Salarias fasciatus (jewelled blenny), 1130 nucleotides. RefSeq names its product opsin 8, group member b (gene opn8b). NCBI's taxonomy places the organism in Eukaryota, Metazoa, Chordata, Actinopteri, Blenniiformes, Blenniidae. The record is from RefSeq and is a predicted model, not a curated record. Gene Ontology annotation, molecular function: G protein-coupled receptor activity. Gene Ontology annotation, biological process: G protein-coupled receptor signaling pathway; visual perception. Bases 54 to 1130 code for a protein of 358 amino acids. Gene Ontology annotation, cellular component: membrane. The transcript has 5 exons.